Messenger RNA from Glossina fuscipes, 814 nucleotides. Its product is annotated as acidic phospholipase A2 PA4. The record is from RefSeq and is a predicted model, not a curated record. Lineage: Eukaryota; Metazoa; Arthropoda; Insecta; Diptera; Glossinidae. The transcript is spliced from 6 exons. Gene Ontology annotation, biological process: phospholipid metabolic process; arachidonate secretion. The coding region runs from base 44 to 775 and encodes 243 amino acids.
UUUUGAAUGAGCCUAGGAGCGGUGUCAAAUUUGCAAGGUCGCUAUGGGUCUUGCCUCUGUACCAAUGGUGUCAGUAAAUUUUAGAUUGCUUACAAUAGUGGCCGCUUUCAUGUCGCUAUCUUUGCAUCGUAUAAAUGGAUCAGCAGUUCUUAUAUCAGAUGUAGCGAUGACCGUAAUGGUGGAGUUAUCAUCACGGCAUCCAUUUUGCAGAAUGCAUACAGAUCGCGGCGACAUUCAGCGCAUGUUGUUGCAAGCUGAUUCUCGACGUAUACGCCAAAUUCCGAGAGAAUCGGUUAUGGAACUCGAGGAGGUAUGCAAGAGCUCAGGUCAGCACGGCAGAGAAUUUCGUGGUGGUUUAGGUUUCAUAUAUCCCGGAACUAAAUGGUGUGGACCUGGGACAAUUGCCGACAAUUAUGAUGAUUUGGGUACGCAUACUGAGGAGGAUCGCUGCUGCCGCGAACAUGACCAUUGCCCAGAUGUCCUAAAAGUGGGCGAAUGUCGUCGAGGUCUUUGUAAUACCGGUACAUUUACACGAUCACAUUGCGAUUGUGAUGAUCGUCUUAAGCGUUGCUUGCAAGCAGUGAACACAGAAACUGCAAAUACGCUUGGUGCGAUUUUUUACAACGUAGUACAAGUUACCUGUUUCCAGGAACGCAGCCCCUGCUCGGCGCAUCAAAGGGUAGGCUAUAAUAAAACCGAACAAGACGAAAUUUGUGCUCAAUGGCAAUAUCAACCGUCGGAAAAGUAUACGCCCAGCGCACCAGGUCGAACUUAAUUGAAACUUGCAAUAGCUGGUAUAGCGAAUCACUGAAAA